AUGGGUGAGAAAGAAGGUGUAUGUGAGUUUUUCGAAGAAGACAUGGGUGAAAAUGAAGAUGUUUAUCCCAAAUUGCCAAACAUUUUCAAUGAUAAGCUCAAUUGGAAGGAGCAGGAACCUGAUUUAGGUAUGAGGAGAGCCAAGAAGCAUGCAUUAACUCUAGUUGAAGGCACUAUACCUGAGAAUUAUGCAAGAUUAUGGUCAUAUGGUGAGGAGAUUAGAAGAUCAAAUCCUGGAUCCACAGUUAAAAUUUGUGUUGAUUUAAUGGCUGAUAGGGAGUUGCUUUGUGCUGUGGAUAGAGAUGCUAACAAUGGAAUAUUCUCGAUUGCUUGGGCAGUUGUUUCUGUGGAAAACAAAGAGAAAUGGAAAUGGUUCUUAGAAACUCUUUCAGAAGAUUUGCAAUGUUGGAAUGAUGGUAAUGGUUUGGUUCUAAUUUCGGAUCAACACAAGGUAAUGGUAGAUGCUACUGAUGCUUUGGAUAGGCCUGGAGAUGAAGAGCAAAUGGUGGGAGUCAAUGGACGGGAUGAAGGGAUGAAUGUCAAUGCUCGAGUUAAGCAUGUUAAACCGCCUAAAAUGCGAAAGAAGUCAGAAAGAAUCAUUAAAAUGAAGCUUGCAAAAAAUAUAGGAAGUAAAGGUAGCAGUGUUGCAACGGCCACGGAGUUGGAUUAA
Lactuca saligna is the source of this 669-nucleotide messenger RNA. Lineage: Eukaryota; Viridiplantae; Streptophyta; Magnoliopsida; Asterales; Asteraceae. The record is from the annotation of a GenBank genome assembly.